UGUGAUGCAUUGUCAUCGUUCUGUCAAGGCGGACAUGCAUUGAUUAAGUGAGCAUGCCUGCUAUAUGACUACGUAUGACACUGAGUCUAAAACACUUGACACAUGGCUGUUCAUAUCACUGUUUGAAUUGUUAUCAGAUUGUGAUAAUUGUGAAGAACACAUUGAAUUUAGCGGAUUUAUUUUACAGAGAAGCUUAAAGAACCUCGUUGAUGUGAACAUGCCCCGCAGAAAAUGUCGUAAACGAAUUAUUGUCGUUUGCUUCGUCGUCAUCGUGCUCGUAUUUAUGUCCGGUCAGGCUUUAAACUCAACCGCUAUCUAUGAAAACCUUGCCAGAAAUCUCAAAGAUUUCUCGGAACUUACACAACUCAGAAAUGAUUCAGUUGUGGUAAGAAUCUCAGAAUUUAAAAUACGCAAAUUCGGUUUAGAGCAUUUCUUCCCGAGAAAGAGACGACGCGUUUUUGACGUCGAUUGUGCUGCAAUUAUAAACGGGAACAAACUAGAAAUUGAUCGCGCCAAUGAGCUGAUGAAGAAUGAAACAUUUUCACAUAAGGGAAUUUCAGACACUGAUUAUAUCAAUUUAACAAAGAACUGUGAUACUUUUAAACUUACCCGUGGAUUUCAUGGCUUCAUUCAGAAUAAAGAAGAACAGGAAUUCCCAAUUGCGUUCAGCAUUUUGCUGUAUAAAGAGGUGGAACAAGCUGAGCGCCUUUUGCGAGCCUUGUAUACUCCUUGGAAUUUCUUCUGCCUGCACGUGGACGGCGAUGCAGCACCGGAAGUUCAUGAGGCCGUGCAAGGAAUAGCGGACUGCCUAGACAAUGUGUUUGUAGUGUCCAAGAAAGAGUUCAUUGUGUACGCCGGAUUUUCGAGGCUUCAAGCGGAUAUAAAUUGUAUGGAAAAUCUUGUGGAACGAGGAAACAGCUGGAAAUAUUUCAUUAAUCUCCCUAGUCAACAGUUUCCGAUCAAGACAAACGCUGAACUUAUUGAAAUACUCAAAAUUUACAACGGCGCAAAUGAUAUAGAAGGGCUGACAGGAAACAGACGGUUGGAAAACCGGUUUAAAUUUAGAUAUGUUUAUAAAAGAAAGGAGCAAACAGAUAUGAAACCCACUUUAUAUAAAUCCAAUCAUCUUCGAAUAGAUCCUCCCUUUAAUAUAACGGUAGUGAAAGGAAGUGCAUACGGAGUUUUCAGUCGCAAAUUCGUAGAGUUUGUGGUAAAGAGUAAACCAGCCCGGGAAAUUCUCGAUUGGUUCCGAGAUGUGUACAGUCCGGAUGAAUAUUACUGGGCUACAAUGCAGUAUAAUCCUCAGAUAGGGACCCCUGGGUCAUUUUAUAACGGAAAGCCCGAUGAUAAGCCAUGGCUAGCAGUAUACGCGGCCUGGGGAGGGGCCAACCCGUGUAAAGGGAAGUUCGUCAGGGGCGUCUGCAUAUUCGGAGUUGGCGAUCUCCAGGAAUUAGUCUCCAAGCGCCACCUGUUCGUUAACAAGUUUUACUUAGAUUAUCAGCCCCUGGGUCUUGACUGUAUUGAGGAAUGGCACCUCAACAGAACGACAGACCCGAGCAAUUUGUUAGCGUUCAACGACACGUUUUAUCAACAGUUACCGUUUAUCAACCCAAAGGCGGCGUGACGUCAGUGAAAACCUGGACUAAGGUCGCUCUGCAAACAAUGUGCAUCGAUAUAUUUAUUUACAUGUAUUUAUUUUUAAAUUGUAUGUGCUCAUCAAAAAUGAGCUGAGUUGCACCUCACUUUUUUUGUCAAUCCAACUAAGGUGUUCGGCACCAACUUGAGUGUCUCAGAUGUUUUGGAUGAUUAUGUUGAUGUGUGAAUACCUUCCAACAAAACGUAACGUGUGCACAC
This is a messenger RNA of Dreissena polymorpha, 1854 nucleotides long. RefSeq names its product beta-1,3-galactosyl-O-glycosyl-glycoprotein beta-1,6-N-acetylglucosaminyltransferase-like. The record is from RefSeq and is a predicted model, not a curated record. Gene Ontology annotation, cellular component: membrane. Bases 65 to 1624 code for a protein of 519 amino acids. Gene Ontology annotation, molecular function: acetylglucosaminyltransferase activity. The transcript has 3 exons. NCBI's taxonomy places the organism in Eukaryota, Metazoa, Mollusca, Bivalvia, Myida, Dreissenidae.